This is a messenger RNA of Cadophora gregata, 3036 nucleotides long. It is a transcript of the gene HDA1, whose product is annotated as Histone deacetylase hda1. Bases 286 to 2727 code for a protein of 813 amino acids. Gene Ontology annotation, cellular component: histone deacetylase complex. Lineage: Eukaryota; Fungi; Ascomycota; Leotiomycetes; Helotiales; Ploettnerulaceae. The transcript is spliced from 5 exons. Gene Ontology annotation, biological process: chromatin organization. Gene Ontology annotation, molecular function: histone deacetylase activity. The record is from RefSeq and is a predicted model, not a curated record.
UUGAGAUUUCCGGUGGUUGAGAUCGCAGGGUGGUUGGUCAAGGGGCGGCGACUUGAGAGGAGGUUUAUUGCAUUUGAGAGGGAGCUCGGCUUUUCUUUACUCUUAUUUUACAAAUCCUUCUUGAUAAAGCAGCUCCGAUUCACUGCGAGUACAUCUCAAGAAGGGAAGGUGAAUUGCUACCUGACCUCACGAUAAUUGGAGUCACGUUCAAUUUCUAGCUAAGACUUUUUAAACUCUUCACGCUUUCCUCGAUUAAUAACCAGCACUCACUCUUCAACGCUCGGCAUGGAGGCUUCUGGAUCAACAUCAAUGCUUCAAACUAAUGAGAUUGACAUGAUCAUCGACAGCAACGAGCAAGCACAUGCCAGCAACGGUGACGCAUCGAACGGCUUCAUGGAUCCUCGAGUCCUAAAUCAACUCGACGAUCUCGACCUCCCUGACUCAACAGAACCUGAAUCACGAGACGAGUCACAACCAUCAUCACAAGACACGAAAGCCGUCGUCGAGGUCCGAAGGGCAUCGCUCCCAACAGGCUGCUGCUACGAUGACCGAAUGAAACUUCAUGCCAACGCAGAUUUCUCUGCAAAUCCUCACCAUCCCGAAGACCCUCGUAGGAUACAGGAAAUCAUGAAUUGUUUCAAGGCGAACAACUUGAUUUGGAACGGCCUGACAAUCGAUCUUGCGGAUGCACUUAAGAAGAACCCAAAUCAGUGGAUGUGGAGGAUAGGAGCGAGGAAGGCUACGAGAGAGGAGAUAUGUACAGUGCAUACUGCCUCGCAUUACGAAUGGGUGAAGUCGUUGUCGAGCAUGACAUCGGCGGAUCUUCGACAACUGACUAACGACUUUGAUAAUGGACGAAAGUCACUUUAUGUUGGUAAUCUCACGUACGAGGCUGCUUUAAUAUCGGCAGGCGGUGCUAUCGAGACGUGCAAGAACGUCGUGGCUGGUAAGGUGAAGAAUGCCAUCGCUGUCAUUCGGCCGCCUGGACAUCACGCUGAGCAUAAUGAGUCACUCGGCUUCUGCAUCUUCAACAAUGUUCCCAUUGCAGCCAGAGUGUGCAUGUUGGAUUACCCUGAAGUCUGCCGGAAAGUCUUGAUUCUCGAUUGGGAUGUCCACCAUGGAAAUGGGAUUCAGAAUAUGUUCUAUGAGGAUCCGAACGUACUCUACAUCUCGCUUCACGUUUAUCAGAAUGGACAGUUCUACCCAGGUCAGCCUGAAGAUCCGGGAGUUCCGGACGGUGGUCUUGAGAACUGCGGUGUGGGACGAGGUAUGGGGAAGAAUAUCAACAUUGGUUGGGCUGAGCAAGGAGUCGGCAAUGGUGAAUACAUGGCUGCUUUCCAGAAGAUUGUCAUGCCAAUUGCGCAGGAGUUUGACCCAGAUCUCGUUAUUGUCUCCGCCGGCUUCGAUGCUGCAGCUGGCGAUGAGCUUGGGGGAUGUUAUGUCACUCCAGCAUGUUAUUCUCACAUGACACAUAUGUUGAUGUCGCUGGCAAAUGGGAAAGUAGCUGUCUGUCUAGAGGGUGGAUACAAUCUACACGCCAUUUCAAGAUCAGCCCUUGCUGUUGCAAAAACACUCAUGGGCGAACCACCAGAGAGAAUGGAUAUCCCACCACUCAACAAAACGGCGGCACAUACUUUAGACAAUGUCAAGAGGAUACAAUCUGCGUACUGGGAAUGUAUGCGUCCUGGCGUCGUUCCUCUCGCAGCUCUCCAAGAGAUGGCAACCGAUCGUCUCAGCGACGUGAUCCGGACGGCGCAGAAAAGUAAUCUUGCUGAGAAACAUGGAAUGUUCCCAUUGUAUGUGCAGAGAACGAAGCUGAGCCGGUCUUUUGAGAAUCAGGUUUUGGUUACCCCGGAUAUUGAUAAAGCGAGGCGGAUUCUGAUGGUUAUUCAUGAUCCGCCUGAAGUUCUUGCACAGCCAGACGCUUAUGAUAAUAGUGUAUAUGCUCAUAAUACAUUCGUGACUGAUGGACUUAAUCCUUACAUUGGUUGGGCAAUUAAGCAUGGCUUUGGCGUCAUGGAUAUCAACAUCCCAGAACAUAUCUCCCAUCCUUCUGAUACGGACCCGUAUACCGACAGAUCAAAUGAAACUCUUGCAGCUAAGCAGAUCAAAGACUUAUUAUGUUAUAUUUGGGACAACUAUUUCGAGCUGAAUCCUGAAGCCAGUCUGACGCUGUUGGGCGUGGGUGAUGCUUAUUUCGGCAUCAAACAGCUCCUCGUAUCAAGACCAGCCACAACCUCCAAAGUCACCGGCAUCCUCUGCUUCGUCUCCGGCUCCCUCCGUCCCGUCAAAUCCGAAACCGACCCCAAUCUGUCGAAAUGGUACAAAGAAAACACACUCAUCUACGUCUCCCCCGACCACGCAUGCUGGUCCAACGAAGAGGCCGCACGUAAAGUCCGCAAAAAUCGCUUCGGGAAAGUUGUCCAGGCCGAUAUUCAGGUUGGGAGAGGAUUCGGCAUGGGUGGUGGCGGGACCGGUCCUGGUGGUCGUAAUGCGAUGGGAGGGUCGUUGAAUGCCAUGCUGAGGAGGCAUGAGAGCGAUUCUUUUGCGUGGCUGAAGAGGCAGGUUAGGGAUUGGGAGAGGAGUAGGGUGGAGGAGGAGACGGAUGAGGAUGAUGAGGAGUUUGUCGGGGAGGAAGUGGGUGGCAGUGGGAGGGAUACGGUUAUGGGUGAUGUGCCGGGGCUGGGGAUGGAUGUACAGAGUAUGCGAGUUCCUGUUGGGUCAUAGCCUGGCUGGAUAGGAGAAAGAUAGACGAGGGACUCUCUUUGGGGAAGUGACUGAGUUUACGGUCAUAGCAUGGUUGGAGGAGUGGAGGUGCUUUGUUUUGCUUUGUCAUAGUAUUUGCGUGUACGACGGUAUUUCUUUUCUAUAUCCGUCGGGCAUUUGUCUGGACUCUGCAUGGAUGGGACAGGAGGUAUGAAACGCAAGUCAAAUUCAAUUGAAGUUCUGUCUGAAUUUAAGAAGUUCCAGAACUUCUGUUCGCGGUGGACGGUGGACCAGGAUAGCAUAGCAAAUUGGCAGCCAGAAAGCUUAAUC